This is a messenger RNA of Lemur catta (Ring-tailed lemur), 3966 nucleotides long. RefSeq names its product t-complex 11 like 2 (gene TCP11L2). The record is from RefSeq and is a predicted model, not a curated record. The coding region runs from base 171 to 1868 and encodes 565 amino acids. The transcript has 11 exons. Gene Ontology annotation, biological process: signal transduction. NCBI's taxonomy places the organism in Eukaryota, Metazoa, Chordata, Mammalia, Primates, Lemuridae.
UGGGGCUGGAGGGGGGGGACGCCGAGCUGGUGAGUUUUCGAGUUGGUUGUGCUGUGCUCUGUGAGGUGACACCCAGAGACCCUUGACCCGGGGUCACUCAGUUGCCUUCCUCGUCCUGUCUGCUUGUAGGACCCGGUGCUGUCUCUUUAUCCAUACUUAAGUGACACAAAAUGCCCUUCAAUGGUGAGAAGCAGUGUGUGGGAGAGGACCAGACGAGCGAUUCAGACUCUUCACGGUUUUCCGAAAGCAUGGCUUCACUCAGUGACUAUGAGUGUUCCAGGCAGAGCUUCACAAGCAACUCCUCCAGCAAAUCCAGCUCUCCUGCUUCAACAAGCCCUCCCAGGGUUGUAACAUUUGAUGAAGUGAUGGCUGCAGCAAGGAACUUAUCAAACAUGACUCUUGCUCAUGAAAUUGCUGUAAAUGAGAACUUUCAAUUGAAACAAGAUGCCCUCCCAGACAACAGUUUGGCUGGUCGAGUGAAGCACAUUGUUCACCAGGCCUUCUGGGAUGUCUUGGAAUCAGAACUAAAUGCUGACCCUCCUGAGUAUGAACAUGCCAUCAAACUGUUUGAAGAAAUAAGAGAGAUUCUUCUCUCUUUUUUGAUUCCCUGUGGCAACCGGCUUCGCAACCAGAUUUGUGAAGUUUUGGACACAGACCUCAUUAGGCAGCAGGCUGAGCACAGUGCUGUUGACAUCCAAGGCCUGGCCAACUAUGUCAUCAGUACGAUGGGAAAGCUGUGUGCUCCGGUGAGAGAUAAUGAUAUCAGAGAGUUAAAGGCUACUGGGAACAUCGUGGAGGUGCUGAGACAAAUAUUCCAUGUCCUGGACCUCAUGAAAAUGGACAUGGCCAAUUUUACAAUUAGGAGUCUUAGACCACACCUUCAACGCCAGUUGGUAGAAUACGAGAGAACCAAGUUCCAGGAAAUUUUAGAAGAAACUCCAAUAACAGAAACUCUAGCUGACUUAGCCAAAAAGGAAGUGAAUAAUGGAAGGAUGAAGGCAGCUCACAGAAUUGAAGGAAAAGCUAAACUGUCAAACCAGGAGAGUGUCAGGAAUCUGGGCAGGAAAGACCAAGGGCAAGGUGCUCUUGAUCAAACUACAGAAUGGAUAAAAGAAUCUGUAAAUGAAGAAUUACUUUCUCUUUCUGAGACUGCUUUAACUCCUGGGGUGGAAAAUAGUUCCAAGCCAACCCUGAGCCCUACAUUGGUGCUAAAUAACAGUUACUUGAAACUGUUACAGUGGGAUUAUCAGAAAAAAGAAUUACCAGAGACACUCAUGACAGAUGGAGCACGUCUUCAGGAACUGACAGAAAAGCUGAAUCAAUUGAAAAUUAUUGCCUGCCUGUCCCUAAUUACCAACAACAUGGUGGGUGCUAUUACAGAAGGUCUGCCUGAGCUUGCUAACAGGUUAAAAAGGAUUUCAGCUGUUCUACUUGAAGGCAUGAACAAAGAGACCUUUAACUUGAAGGAAGUCCUGAAUUCUAUUGGUGUUCAGACUUGUAUUGAGGUUAACAAGGCCCUGAUGGAAAGAGGUUUACCCACUUUAAAUUCUGAGAUUCAAGCUAAUCUUGUAGGUCAAUUUUCAAGUAUUGAAGAGGAGGACAAUCCUAUCUGGUCCUUGAUUGAUAAACGAAUUCAACUAUACAUGAAAAGCCUACUUUGUCUUCCAAUCCCUCAAAAAUGCAUGCCUCCCAUGCCAGGAGGCCUUGCUGUCAUCCAGCAGGAGCUAGAAGCCCUAGGCUCUCAAUAUGCAAACAUUGUGAAUCUCAACAAACAAGUGUAUGGACCAUUUUAUGCAAAUAUACUUCGAAAGCUGCUCUUCAGGGAGGAAACCAUGGGGAAACUAGAUGCUUCGCCUCCUACUAACUAAAGUGGAACUGACAUUGGAUAAGAGAUUGGAAAUCCAACACUUUGGUACCCAGUCCAUUUCCACUGAUGGCAUUAUAGACACGGCACAUUCUCAGUACUGGCCGUGGUGCAGUGUUAGCCCAAAUGUGUGUAAUCUGGUAAUAUUAGCAUUACAGAAGACACACUGCAUAGACUAGAACUAGAUCCUAUUUGUGCAUUAUUUUCAAGUUUAAAAUAGAUGUUUGUAAUGAACAGAAAGCAAUUUGUAAUUAAUUAUAUUACCUAUAUAAUACUUGUAAAUGUUUUCUUAAGCAUUUAUAUUUAGCUUAUUCAUGCAAGCUAUAAGGAGUUGUUUUUCUUACUUGUCAUUAUCAAAUCUAAGGAUUUUUAAUUUUGGUACAACUUCUUAAAGGGUUGAAAAUUGUGAGAAUAACCAAGGGAAUUGAUGUUCUGAAUAAAUGAUGUGAAGUAAACAUAAGUUACAUUUUAUUAAUGUGUAAUAGAAACUUACAUAGUAAAUCUUCAAAUUCCACAAAUGUACCAAAUCACAUUUAUAAUGCCAAUUGUCAGUAUUUAGAUUUUAAAUUUAUUAAGUACAUUUGAAUGCUAUAUACAAAUUUUAGAUAAAACCUUUGUUUAGUGAAAAUAGAAACAAAUCCCUUCUAAAAUUUUAUUCUAGAGGUUGGCUUCUUUUUACAAAUUAACCUGCUCUCUGGAGAAACCCAAUUUUUGCACAAAUCUCUUAGUGAAUGUCCUUGCAUUUCUCAGGCCACUGAUAAGGUUUGUAUAAAAUUUUAAUAUUUUUAUGUAAGGCAGGACUGGUUUGAAUUGGUUUACUUGUAAGAAGGAGAAGGGAAGUUAACAAUAAAAUAAAAUCCCAUUCUCCAUGAAGUUCACAUCUAAGAAAGAAACAUUUGAACUUUUAUCUUCUUACCUAUGUAACUUAACUAACAGAUGUCUUUUGUGCUGAUUAAAUCCUUACCAUGUUGUGACCAAGAUGGCCUUCUAAGUAUCAUUAUCAUUUGCCAUUCUUGGCACUAAAGCAAACCUUGGAAGCCUGGGCACUAGUUGUCAUUGGGACUUUAGAGAAAUCUGCUUAUCCUGGAAUUACAUACUCCUUUUUGGAGUGUUGAGGGAAGCACUACAGUUGAGGUCACUCUGUCUAAAAAGUGCUUUGUAUAAAAUACAUUUUUUAUUAUUUCUAAGGACUCAAUGGAACCUUAGUAAUUUAUUGAGGAAGAGUAGGUAGGAGUAUUCCUUUCUUCCUCAAGCUCCUUUUUCUCACCUCAACCUUCACCAUUAUAGUGUGACUUCAUUAUUUUAUAAAGUUCUAGGAAAUGAUAAAUUAUCUCCAAUCUUUGCAUUUUGUGGGAUCUGCCAAAAUUUGAGGAAAUUCUGAAGGUCAAGUUUUUUUCCACAAUACCCAGUACAUAAAUCAGCCAUUCUCUCCAUUUAAGCAGCUAUGUGUAAGUGGAAUUUUACUGAAGAGCACAUGGUCUUAGCCAUUUUUUUCUCCUCCUACAAUCUCGUUCUGCCCAUGUUUUCCUGUGCUUAGAAACCAUAAGGUGCUGAAGACUUUCGUUUUCGUUCUCUCUUAAGCUGAAGUAGUUUUCAGCUGUGCUCACUUUGGGCACGAGUUGGGGGGUUUCUGACAGUAGAAAGUUAGUAUGUAGUGUGAUUUUUUUUGUUUCUGAGGUGAACUGUGUACUUAACAGGCGGCAUACUUUUUUAUUACCAGAUUGGAAUCCAGCUGAUAUUCUUUUAUAUACUUGAUUAUACUGCUGUUGCCAAUAGGAAAACAAUAUACAAACAUUUUUAAAAACACAUUUAAAAUGAAGGGCAUUCUGCUUUUUUUUUCUUAAGUGGCAAAGUAAAUCUCAAUGUCUCAAGCCUAAAUUUAGGCAGCUACGUUUAUUAAGAUUUUUUAAUCAUAUCUGUUAGCAUGUUUAUUUGGUUUUUACUUAAAUGUUUACUUCUACUCUUAAGGUUUUCCUAAUGUGGUCUUGUUUUGCAACAUAAAUUUUAUUAAACACCAUAUAUACAUUUUCAUUCUUCUACUGCUAAAACAUGUAUUAUGUGCACUUACUAAAUUUUAAAACAUUAAAAAUUAUUUCAAGAUA